Molecule: messenger RNA, 6708 nt
Organism: Meloidogyne enterolobii
Lineage: Eukaryota; Metazoa; Nematoda; Chromadorea; Rhabditida; Meloidogynidae
Source: the annotation of a GenBank genome assembly
AUGCAUCAAUAUUUUCAACGAAUACAAAAUCGCAACCAACUCAGUCCCGAUGCUCGGCCACUCAAAAGGCACAACAGAAAAAGCGAUUCAUUUAGACAAAGUGGUGGUUCUGAUAAAAGUAGUGGAGUUGUUGCUAUUAUGCAUCCAGAUGUAUUCCCUCAACAAGAAAAGCAAGAAGAAGAUAAUUUGGGCCCAGACCGGGUUGUUAAGGGCUAUCAAAUUGAAGUUAUUCACAGUGUUUUGGUUAGGCAUGAAUAUGAAUCACUUAUGAAGACCAGCCGAAUUUUUGCGACUGACGAUCAACUAUAUCGUGCCGCUCGGUGGAUCAAACAAGUAAUGAAUAAAAAGAAUGAACUCAAUGUUAUUUGGUUGGACAAGAAUUGGAUAAAAGAAAAUAAUGUUCGUGGAUUUAUUUCUGAUUGUUUUCGAGAAGAAUUCUUUGAAUCUUUGGUUUCUGGAAAAAGAAUUCAAUUAAAAGAUAUCAAAAGGCAUUCAUUAGCAGCCUGUUUUCCAAGAUUUUUACGGACUUCUUAUGAUCAAUUAAAUUCGUUAGCUUCUGCAAAAACGGUUCCCUUAUGUGAGGCAAUGAGUUUAUUAUAUGAAAAAGGAGUGCCGAUUCAAAAAGCUAUUUGGUUUUUGAAAAUGAAUCAAGUUGCUCAUCCAAUUUUGGUAACUGCUAGCAAACAGAAGAAAGGUGGAAAUACAUUACCUAGUGAUGAUUAUUCUAGUGAUCAACGUCAAUUUUUUAUUCGUUAUUUGCGUUGCCUACUUCGUGAAUUUGACAAAGCAAUACCUGGCCAACUUGAACAGAAUCCUUAUUAUCAACGUUGGCCUUAUUAUGCAGCUUUAAUUAAACAUUCAUUUGAGGAUGGAAUGCUAGAUCGUCAUGAAUUUGUAUUAGAUAUGUGUGAAUUGCUUGCAGAAUUUUCUAAUUUUUCAUUGGAUCAGCCUCAAACAUUUCGCAUUUUAAUUAUAUUAAUGACUCAAUUUACUGAUAUUGUUGUACAAAAUGUAUUUAUAGCCCGUCGUGUGGCAAGUAUUCUUUGCUCUCGAUUAAUGCAGUACAGAAAAGAUUAUGAAAAAAUGAGAAGUCAAAAUUUAUCGCCCAUUGCUCCUGAAACUUGCUUCGAUGAUUUAUCCAAUUGUCAACAUCACAGGCCUACUUUACUUGUAAUUUUUGGCUUUCUUCAUGCUAUUAUUCUCGAUUGUCCUUCUGCUUUAAUUUGGACGCCAUUCGACCCUCAAGAAUUAUUGGAAGGAAGUCUUAAAAGUUCUAAACUUUCUCGUGCAGUUGAAAAAGAAAAUGCUUUGCAAAGUGUUGUUUGGCUUUGUGGUUCACCACUCGAUUAUCUCCCUUGUAAAAUUGAAGUCACUUGUCAACACUUUUCUGGAUCAUUUAAAGAUAAAAUAUUGGAUUUGUUGAAUAAAAAAGUAGACGAAAUUAAAAUGAGAAGUUCAGCUGUAGAAGACCGUUGGGCGUUUAUUAACCCUUCGAAUUCACAAUUUGGAAUAGAUGUUAUAAUCGAGGAAUGUUUAAAUAUUAUAUCAUUUUUGGAUACAAUUCCGUUGGAUAAACCUAAUGCUCUUCAUAUACUUUAUGAAAAUAUUUUUCCUAAAGAUGAGGAUUUAAAUGAGUCCGUUGGAAUCAAUAUUCGUGUCAGAAUUCUUGUUCUCUGGGCUGUUACUGCUGAAAGAUCAGGAACUUAUCGUUCUUUACUUGUCACUAAAUUACUUUUGCUUCUUUCCAAAUCUGAAAAUAAAUUUGGUUCACUCAAAUCAAUCCAUUCAUUAUUGGUUGAUUGUUUAAAUCGAGAUUGGGCAUGUAAUGAACGAAAUAAAAACAAAACUGAAGAAGGAAAUGAUGGGCGUUGGAAUGUGGAAUUUGGAAAUUUAAUGUUGUUAUUUUACGAAUUACAACGUGUUGGGAUUUUCGAUCACGAUAGAUAUGUUCGUGCUUUAAUGAGAAAUGGGACAUUGGGCCAAUCGCCGUUAUACCAACGUCUGAAGGCGAACGAAACUUCCGAAAAUCAACCUGAACGUGUUGAACAACAAAAUUCUUCAAAACGGCAAUCUGUCGAUUUGGUUCCUGUUAAGCAGGAACCACAAAUGAUUAUUUCAUUUAUUCCAACAACUCCAUCUGUGUCAACAACUGUCAAUACUAAUCCAUUUAGUGGUUCUACCCCUCAACAGAAUCAACAAAAAUCUGAUGAAUUUGCGAAACUUCAACAAGAAUACGAACCUGAUGUUCAUCCUCAUUUGGAUAUAAAAUCAAAAUUAAGUUUUCAUGAACGUUUCCUUCUUCAUUUACCUGUCGAACAAUUAGAAUCAAAUAGAGAUGCUUGUAAUCAGAGAGCAAUUGUUUUAUAUGGAAUUUCUGAUCGAAGGGAUCAAGUUAGACAAGAUUUACGUAAAAUUGCUAGAGAAAUAUGCAAAUUAUGGAAACGUUUAAGCGUCGAAUUUGUCCAAACUUCUCCAGACUCCCCAACUAGAGAACUUCGUUAUAAAAGAAAAUGUACAAACGAACAAAUUGCUGAACAAAUGGAUAAAUUUAAAUCCCAAACAUAUUUUGAUCAAUUAAUAAUUUGUGGUUGGUGUACAGAAAAUUUUGUUGAUUCCAUUGAAGAGUUUCUACGUCAACUGACUGAACAACAAACAGUCUUAUCUCCGUUUCCAACUUCUGAAUGUUUGGAUCUUCUUUGUGAAAUGAUUAUGAUUUGUAAAAAUCCACAUAGUUUGUUGAGUCUUUCUGCCGAACUUUUACCUUUUCUUAUUCAAAUUGAGCAAGAAUUUCAGCGAUCUAAUCAAAAAAUUAUCUUCGAUACAAUUCCAAAUUCUCUUACUUGUCAGCUUGCUUAUGUAAUUGUUGUCCGUUUGGCUGAACAUUUUUAUUACUUUCUUUACUCUCCGGAAGCUUGUUCAAUUUACAACAGUUUAUUUAAAUUAAUCCAAAAUGAUUUGGAAUUAUCACGUCAAAAUUUCCCCAUUACUUGUUGGUCAAGAACUAUAGCAAUAUUUUUAUUACAUACAAGAAAUAAAUUAAUUGGAGUUGGAGAAGAAGAAGGAAAAAUAACAAAAAUAAAUUUACUUGGAAAAUAUGAAGAUUUGACUGCACUCUUUCCUUCGGCUGGUUCUGGUUCUUUAGCAAGAAAUUUAAAAUAUGAUCAACAAUUAAUGGUUGAUCAGCUUAAUUUAUCUUCUUCAAAUAAUUUUCGAUUCUUAUCAUAUGUGGAUUUAAAAAUGCGUCUCCAAACAAUGCAAAAUGAACAUUCAAAAUAUAGUUUUGUUGUUAACGCCUUUCGCGCUGCUAAUUCUUAUGGUCGAGAUUAUGAACGUUUGGUUGAAUUAUCAAAUUUUUGUGGACAUGUAUCAACUCAAUUAGGGCUUGAAACUGAAUGGUGUAGUGCUAUUCAAGAACUUUGUUGUUCAAAUGUUUCAAACAAUAGUAAUUGGAAUGAGAUGCUUUUUGAGAUUAAUGUAAAUGACUUUUCCACUCAUUACUCAUUAGCAACUUUUGUACUUCUAUUAGCCUCUAAAUAUGCUUUUUCACCUCACGCUCUUAUAUGCAGGCUUAUUGCUAAUGUAUUCUAUUCUAUUAUAAGAGAAGAAGGGGGUUUUGCUAAUGAUGACUUGGAUAAUGGAUUUUGUUUGGCUUUGUGUAUUUGUUCUGUUCUUUUUUGUGGAGAUGAUAUGCCUUUUAUUUGCAAUGAUCUUGGACAACGUGUUAUUACAUCAUCUACACUUCGAAGAGAUUGCAAUCAAGUGGCGUUAAAAAUUGCUCAUAUUACUGAAUUAAAUUUUGUUUUGUUCCCUCUACUUUCUGUUGUAAUGCAAUUAGUGGAUGAACUAAAAAGAAAGGUUGAAGCUAGCAGAAAAGAUGCGACAAAUCAUCGAAAAUUUUCUAAACAACUAGCAAUUGCCCGUUGUGCACUUUUAAGUAUUUGUGAUCAAGAUUGGGUAAUAGAGAGAAUGCAUGCUAUUUGCUCUUCUGAUAAGGAUAUGGAUAAUUUUAUUAAUUGUCCUCGACUUAAAAAUCAUUCUGUUGGUCAACAACUUUUAAGGGUUGCUCUUAGAAGGAAAAGUGAAAGAGAUAUAAAGCAAGAAUUAAUGGAAUGUACAGACAAAACAAUUUACGAAAAAUUACUUUCUGCACUUUCUAUAUGGAAUAUGAGAGCUACUUAUUUUGAUUUUAAAUUAAUAAUUAAUGAAACUUUCCCGGAAAGUCAAAUGUCCAAAUUAGGCAAUGGAAAUCAACAAUUAGCUAAUCAUUAUCAGAUGACAAUGUUUUUGUUUAACAAUAUAGCCACGGCUAUUCAUCAACUUUUUGUUUCAAGAUUGAUUCUAAAGGAUAAUAAACAAAAUGAGGAAAAGAUGGAUAUAGACGACUUUCGCCCCUCAGGAAUUAACUGUUUUUGGCAAAUAGCUUCUUUAGUCACUGCUAUGCCAAGCCCACCACCUCCAACAGGAAUGAGCUCACAAAAUCCUCAUUGGUGUCCAUGGAUUGGUUCAGCAAUGAAAGCAUACAUUUCAAAAGUAGUGGCAGAAAAUUUGAAAACUUUGCCUGAAAAGGAUUCAAAAAAUAAACAAUCAGAAAAUAUAGAACAAUUAAAAUAUGAACAAUUACUUGCUUAUCAACCUUUUCUUAAUUUGGUAAUGGCUUGUACAGAAGGAGAGGAUGUUAAACAAUUAGUUGAUACUCUUUUGGAUUAUUUGGAUGAUGUUGUUGCUCGAGUUAGAAAAAAUCCAAUAAUCCCACACCAAAGUUUCUUUCUCUCUGAACGUGAUGGAAUCAUUUUACGCCUAAAUUUAAUUGUUGGACUUUUUGAUACUUUAACAACAAACAGCAAUGCAGAAUUUUGGGCGUCUGCAAUUUUCCAACUUCUUUAUUUCGAAAUAUUAACUUAUGAACGUGAUACACUAUAUUUUAAUACUUGUAUGGAUAUGCUUUUAAUGCUUGUACAUAAAAUGUAUCCACAUAAAACAUAUAGCACUUUUGUUAGCAAAUUUAAGAAUUUUCGUAUUCCCGAUGAACUAUACUCUUUACAACAACUUCUACCUGUACCAAAGUCUCAAGCAGAAUUAACAGCUUGGGAUAGUUUCUCCAACUCAAUUCCACAUAAUAAACUUAUUGCACAAGGAACAGCAACAACAACUAAAGGAAGUACAAAUACAUCCCAACCUAGUCAACAACAAACACAGCCAAAUCUUCCUGUUGCAAAGCCUCAAUUCCAAGGAAUUGUGAUUGAUAAACAACAAGUUCCCAUUCAUAAAAAGAUUUUGCGAAUGCUUAAACACGAGCAUUGGAUGCAACGACAAAUUGGUCCAAAUGGAGAACAAAUUAUUUCAUUCAUUCCUCGUCCUGGAAUUGUUGGAGAAGAAAGGAUGGGUGCUGAUCCGUUUUUGGCACCCCCAGAAAUGGAACAAGUUUAUAUUUGUAAACCUCCAAAUGAGCGACAAGAAGAACAACAGCAACAACAACAAUCUUAUCAACAAAAUAUAAUGGCAGUCCAACAACCACAACAGCCCCCACAACAACAAAGAAUGAUUCCAACACAGCAACAUCCACCAACAACUGAACAACAAUUUAAAAUGGAAACUGAUCAACAACAACAACAAUUACAACAGAUGCGUUUGGCAUCAUAUCAGAAUCAACAACAACAACAAAUAAAAAUGGAACAAAGAAUGAUUGCCCAACAACAGAAUGUGCAAAUACAUCCUGGAAUGAUGCAACCAACUCCAUCUCAACAACAUCAAUUCCAUCAACACCAAAAACAACAGCAAAUGUUCCAACACCAACAUAUGAUGUCAAUGACGGGUUCAAUUCCACCUGGUGCAAUAAUGGGAGAGCCUGGUCCUUCUGGCCUUCAACAAAACCCAUUCCCUCCACAACAACCUAUUUUAAAUUUACUACAACAAUCACAAGGUGUUCGUAGUUCUGGUUCAAAUACCCCAACAAACGUGACAGAUUCUCCUAGAACUGGAGGCGGAAGGGGUAGACGUAAAAUGGUUGGAACAAAUCCGUCAGGUGUCGGAAGAGGCCAAAAGAAAAAGAAAGAAAAACAACAAAUGGCCAAUCAAAUGAUGGGGGGUAUGGGAAUGGAUAUGUUUGCAGCAACUGGUGGAGCUGGUCCAUCACCAGGAAUGGUUACACAAAGAGGAGGUAUGGGUCAACCUACACAAAUGAGUAUGACAACACAUGCAGCAAUUAUGGCUCAACAACAACAACAAAUUCAUUGGCAGCAACAAAUGCAACAAAGACAGCAACAACAAAUGCAACCACCACCACAACAAGGAAAUAUUGGCCAGCCUCAAAUGUCUGGACCUUUACCACCCCCAUAUAUGAUUUAUAAUAAUCAACAACAAACAAUGCAACAACCACCCCCUCAAUUUCGAGUGCAACUUCCUCCUCCUCCUCAACAACAACAACAGCCCCAACCUCCACCACCACAAUAUCAUUCACCAAUUUCCCAACAAAAUAGAAAUAAUCAACAACAAUUUAAUCAACAACAACAAAUGCCUGGGAUAAGUGGAAUUGGAGGAGGAAUACAACAACAACAGCAGCAGGUUAAUCUACAAUCACAACAACAACCUACAACUGAUACUAAAAAACAAAUACGUCAAACUCUACUGCAAAGGAAACAAAAUCAACAAGCAGCCCAACAACAACAUCACCCAGGUAUGGGAGGAAUGGGACUACCUCCUGGCCAUUAA